UAGUUAAGGACAGCACAUAUUCAUUCUUGUAUAGAAACUGGACUAUUGUUGCAUUUCCUUUGUGUUUAUACGUGCUUGGUAAAAAGAAGCCACGAGUUAGGUUAAAAAUAAAUUGGGAAUAAUAGCGCCAUCAAGCGGCGAGACUGUAACGCUGCAUCAACAAAAAGGCCGGAAAUAUCGUUCAGAGAAGUUACUCCUGAGCUUCCUGUCUGUUAAUCCACUUGUUGAGGAGAAGGGGAGGACGAAGUGUCUGUAAACUGCUUCACUGGGAGUCGUACAAUGACGGAAACGGACGGGUAAAAAGCAGCGGUUGUAUAACAAAAGAAGAAAACAAAAGCCGGCGGUUGAGCGCCAUGUUUGGUCUUAAAGAUGCCGGUGUCCUCGGUGCUUCUAUCGUUCUUGCGGGGGGAGUCGCGUAUUUUCUCUGGAACUACGCGUCCUCCUCCGGAAAGAAGGAGCCUGAAACACGGCCGGGACGAGACAAAAUAAAUGCCAAAGAGGAAGGAAAGGGAAAGAAGGAGAAGGAAAGAAAUGAGGAGGCUGAAGAAACUGUUCUCGUCGCUGCUGCGCCUGUUGUUGCUGCUGCUGCUGCAUCAGAGUUCAGGCCUGUGGACUCAGCAGGGACACAGGUGCUGGUUCUGGGCCUGGAUGGAGCCGGUAAGACCAGCCUGCUGCACUGCUUAUCCACUGGCAGCUUGGAGCAGGACUUGCAGCCGACACAGGGUUUCUACGCUGUCUCCAUCAACAGAGAGGACCUGCACAUCGAGUUCCUAGAAAUUGGAGGUGAUGAGGAGCUGCGGCCGUACUGGCAGAGGUACAUGUCCAAGGCUGUUAUGCUGGUGUUUGUGGUUGACUCGUCCAACUCGCAGCUCUUCCCCCUCGCUAGCAGACAUCUACACGAGCUGCUGGCCUCACACCCCCGCCUGCCUUUAAUGGUUCUGGCUAAUAAACAGGACCUUCCAGGGGCCUGCAGCAUCACCGACCUCCAUGACGCCCUGUCCCUGUCUGAGGUCGGAGACCGCAGGUUAUUCCUCAUUGGCACCCACGUGAAGAAGGGAGAGGCAGAGCUCAGCUCGGGCAUUCAAGACGCUCGAGAUCUGAUCAUCCAGGUGGUUUGUGAGGGCAGAUGAAACACACUGUGGUCUCCUUCUGUCACUCGCUUCAUUCUGUGUUUUUGAUCAGAUUUGACAAGCUGAUGUCAUUUCACCAGGUCAGCUGGAAGUCUUUUAUUUUUUUAUGAGAAACUUUUUUUCUUGUUUUGGUUUAGUUUGGUGUAGUGGUUAGAAAACUCCUGUGUGUGAAAAUCCAAAUUUCUGCAUUUCCUUGUUUUCAAGAGAUGACCAGAUCUUAAUCUUUAUGUAAACUGGGUGCCUACAGGACACUCUUAAAAACUCGUGAACUUCAUUUGUAUCUCCACCAAAGAUUCAUUUUCUUUUCAUCCAACAGAGCCAUAAAUGCUUCAUUUUACAAAGACUGUUACUGUGAUGAUGAUGAAACACAAGCAAAUGUUGAAGCCGUUCAGGUGCUGCAUUCAGGUUUUAAUGCAGAUUGUCAGACCUUACAGAAUCACUGUGGAUUUAUGUCAAGCUGUAGAUUCGCUCAGGCCAUCUGUGGGGCUGCAGGGUGCAGCUUAAUCACCAGCCAUGAGCUAACAGUCUGUUAGCAUCAUCUAAUUUUGGCUCAUGAUGUUCUUCAUGUGUCAUGAUCCACAGUUUUUUGUUUGUUUGUUUUUUUAGCUCAGUAAAGACCAAGAGCUGUACCAGGAAGGUUAUUGUUUGUCUACUUUUUGUCCCAACCUUUCACAUCAAAACACAAACCUUGAAGCGACUCUGCUGUUCUCUGCUCAGUGAUGGUACGUGAUAUUAUUUGUGGUUAUUAAAAAUAUCAGAAUGUUUCAAACAGUGACCUCAUCCUGCCAUGAGGGGUCGCCAUACUGGAUUGUUGUAGCUUUAAGAAAAAGACUUGUUGGACAAGCUGUUAAUAUUCAGACUGAUAAAAAUAAAGCACAAUGUCAACGACACGCCUUAACCUUGCUGUCUAAAUAAAGUGUUGUUGAAUGGCGUGGAUUGAGUUGGAUGAUGAGGGCUGUAAACAUGGCUGUGUAAUGUUUGGAUCACAGCUUUAAAAAACAUUCUUGAAUUCAUGAGAAGUUCAAGUGUUUUGUCUUAAAAAGGGAAUUUACUUCAUCUUGACUCUAGACGUCCUUUGGAUUAGCUUUAUGUUUUAGCUGUUGAGAGCGACGUCUUCUCGCAGCCACUUGUCAUUUUGUCUUAAGGCUGAUCUGUUCGGUGUUUAAUUCACUGUCUGUUAACUUUCUGGGUGAAAGUGAGAUGUGUUGUUAAGUGCAAAAAUGCCUUUAUGUAUACCAUUUCUGAGGAAUGUAAAGUUUCAAGGGUACAAUUUUUUUUAAAAGCAUUUCCACUUUAUCCAAUAACAAAACAUGUCCCACAUACAGUAUUGUGUGAACACAAUCUGCUGUCUUCUUGCACUUGAAUAAAUCAUUUGAUCGGUAAAA
Messenger RNA from Scatophagus argus, 2515 nucleotides. RefSeq names its product ADP-ribosylation factor-like 9 (gene arl9). Lineage: Eukaryota; Metazoa; Chordata; Actinopteri; Scatophagidae. The record is from RefSeq and is a predicted model, not a curated record. Bases 354 to 1130 code for a protein of 258 amino acids. The transcript has 4 exons. Gene Ontology annotation, molecular function: GTP binding; GTPase activity.